This is a messenger RNA of Mustela erminea (ermine), 2414 nucleotides long. It is a transcript of the gene LMAN1L, whose product is annotated as lectin, mannose binding 1 like. Gene Ontology annotation, biological process: endoplasmic reticulum organization; endoplasmic reticulum to Golgi vesicle-mediated transport; Golgi organization. Bases 618 to 2282 code for a protein of 554 amino acids. The transcript is spliced from 13 exons. Gene Ontology annotation, cellular component: endoplasmic reticulum-Golgi intermediate compartment; COPII-coated ER to Golgi transport vesicle; endoplasmic reticulum membrane. NCBI's taxonomy places the organism in Eukaryota, Metazoa, Chordata, Mammalia, Carnivora, Mustelidae. Gene Ontology annotation, molecular function: D-mannose binding. The record is from RefSeq and is a predicted model, not a curated record.
UUGUAACCCACUGAGCCACCCAGGCACCCCCCAAAACACUUUUUAAGAACAUGUAACCACAAUACCAGUAUUACUCCUAAAGUCUUUAACAAUAAUUCCUUAUUUUAAUCAAGUAUUCAUUGUUCAGAUUUCCCCCAAUAGUCUCAUUUUUCCCUAAUUGGUUGUUUAAAAGGAGGCUCCAGACAAGGUCCACACAUUGCAUUUAUUUGCUCUGGUGGGACUCCCUUUCUCUUCCUCAUGUAAUUUAUGUGUGGAGGAAACCAGGCUGCUUGGAGGCCUGAGUGUCAGGAAUGUGGGACUGCGCUGAGCGCCUCAGCAGAGCGAGUGGGACAGGGAAGGCUGGGGGUGGGUUGGGGAUAAUGACCAGACAGGUCGGGACUCCUGUCUGCAGGAAGGAGGCAGGAGGUGGAGGCUCUGAGCAAAGGGAGAGGCUAGUGCUGCUGGGGGCCAAGGCCUGUCCUUAUGAUCCCUGAUGCCUCUCGGCUGCUGGAGCUGAUAGAAGGUGGGAAGAUGGCCUGAGCCCAGGAAUAGGGGCAGAACUGGGUGGGUGAGAGGCCAGGGGUCAGGCUGGAGAUGAGGGAGGGGCUGGGCCUGAGGUCAGGCCUAGAAGGAACAGGAUGUCUGUGUCAGGGAUGAAGGGAGAGAACAGUGCCAGAAACCAGCUCCUCCCCACCUGGCCCUGUCCCCGGAGCCCCUCCCUGCCCUGCCAGCUGCAGCUCCUCCCAGGGGCCCAGACACCAGAUCCCUUCGCAAUGCUGGUGGUCAGUGGCCCAGAGCCCUUGUUCUGCCUUCUCCUCCUCCUGCUCCUGGGCCCCUAUAGCUCUGCGGGGGCCAGUCCUCCUCACAGAAGGUUUGAAUACAAGCUCAGCUUCAAAGGACCAAGACUGGCGUUGCCUGGGGCAGGAAUACCCUUCUGGAGUCAUCAUGGAGAUGCCAUUCUGGGCCCGGAAGAAGUGCGGCUGGUCCCGUCCAUGCAGAACCGCAGUGGCGCCGUGUGGAGCAGGGUCCCUGUCCUCUUCUCUGCCUGGGAGGUGGAGGUGCAGAUGCGGGUGACUGGGCCAAGGCGCAGGGGAGCCCGGGGCGUGGCCGUGUGGUACACCCGGGACAGAGGCCAAAUAGGCUCCGUCCCGGAGGGGCCGACCUCGUGGGAUGGCAUCGGGAUCCUGUUCGACUCCUCAGCUGAGGACACCCAGAACAGCCCCGCCAUCCGUGUGCUGGCCAGCGACGGACACACUCGCUAUGAGGCACGUGGUGCCCACAGGGACGGAGCUGGCAGCGAGCUGGGCGCCUGCCGCUGGGAUUUCCGCAACCUGCCACACCCCUUCAGAGCGCGGAUCACCUACUGGGGGCAGCGGCUGCGCGUGUCCCUGAACAGUGGCCUCACUCCCGGUGACCAAGAGGAGGUCUGCGUUGACACGGGGCCCCUGCUCUUGGCUCCUGGAGGUUUCUUUGGGGUCUCGGCAGCCACUAGCACCCUGGCAGAUGACCAUGACAUCCUGUCCUUCCUGACCUUCAGUCUGAGUGAGCUGGGUCCGAAGCCUCCCCCCCAGCCCUUUCUGGAGAUGGAGGAGCUCCGGCUGGCGAGGCAGCUGGAAGGGCUUUGGGCAAGGCUGGCCCUGGGCACCAAGGAGCACGUGAUUCCACAGCAGAGCUCUGAAGUCCAGGAAGAGGGGGAAAGAAGCUUUGUGCUGGCAGAGAUGCUGGGCAGACACCGCCAGACCCUGCAGGCUCUCCAGGGUCUAUCUGAACAGCUGGCCCAGGCUGAGAGACAAUGGAAGAAGCAGCUGGGGUCCCUGGGCCGCACCAGGCCUAUGGGAGCUUGGGACUUGGCCAAGGUCAGCGCCCUGCUCCAUGGACAGAGGACUCUUCUCCAGGACCUGCAAGAGAUGAGGGAUGCAGCUGCCCACGUGGCCUCAAGAGCCCAGCUCUUCUAUCUGCCGGUGGGCACCAAGCAUCAUUUCUUAGAGCUGGCCCAGAUCCUGAGCUUCCUGCAGAAGGACCUUCAGGGCCCAUUGAAAGCAGCAGCCAAGAACGCUCACCCACCUGGCCAACUCCCAGGGGCCUCCUCGUGCCUACGGCCCAGAAUGUUCUUGUUUUUCCUCCUCAUUCAGACUGUUGGCUUCUUCUGUUAUGUGCACUUCAGUAGGCAGGAGCUGGACAAGAGCCUUUGGGACUGUUUGUCGGCAGGCAAACGGUUGUGUCCUGCACCACGAAACCCUGGGGCCCUGGGGCUUCUGAGGAGGCAGCCUCUCUCCCUUAGCAUUCAUGCAAGACUCACCUGAAAGCCCUGAAGGAGGGGGUAGUGUCUGGGGGUAAAGAGCUUGGUCAGUACUCUCUCCUUUUGGGUGCCCAGCUCCUGCUCACACCUUACUUUUGGCAAGCGCCAGUCUUAUUAAAGGUGAUUUACAUCUCCC